AUGCACAAGGUGAAACAAGUUGAUUCGAAUUUUUGAAGACACUUUCAUUCAUUUUCUUCCAAUUUUAUCAAUCAAUCAAUUUGUUUAUUUUUCGCAACAUCGGGAUGGUAUGGUGAUGUUGCAAUUAAGUGAAUUUAAAUUGAAAAACCUUCGACGUUUAAUUUUUUUUCUGUUCGACCAAAUGAUCUUGAGUAUGAACUGGGAAAAUGUUUAGUGGCCACUAAAUCCACCUCUUUUAACCGCUUGGGUGGCCACUAAUUUGAGUACUAUAGUGGCCACUAAAACUUCAAAACUCUAUAGUGGCCACUAAGAAGGUUUGAAGGAGGCCAAAAUGUUAUGCACCGGAAAAAGAGUCAAGGACUGUUUAACUUGUAGAUCUAGUUUUUUCUCAGGUCCGAAACUUCAAAAAGCACUUUUUUCUCAUCAAUGUUAUCAAAAACGGUUUGUCAAAUUUUCUACCAAAUGAAUAUUCGAUACUUCGAAGUACUUCCUAAAUAUUUUUUCUUAAAAAAAUUUUUUUUUUAAUUUUCAGUUUAAUAACUUUCAGACGUUACUUCUCGCUUCUGCAGCUGUCUUACUCGUCCACGCAUUCGAUAUUCCCAAGUUCAAAGGCUACAACUACAAAUUCACCGAGAAAGUGAACAAGACAAAGUUGUCAGUUCGACUGCAGAAGUUGAAAAUCGGUCCGAGCGCCGAGCUGAAAUUCAUCAAGCCCAGUAAGUUUCUAAAAAAACAUUUAUGAAAAACAGAAAAAUAUUUAAUUUUAACAUUUGAAAUUUCUAAUCAGAAAGUUUGAUUGAAUGACUAAAUUACAGCCCUCUGUCCUCCGUUCAUGGAAUUUUCGAACUGUGCGUGUGAUCGGUCCUGUGUUGCCCCAGAUUUGGUGAUUUUUCAAUCCAUACGACUUUUUUAUCUUUUUAUUCUUCAAAUUGAAAGAAUCUCAGUUUUCUUAUUUUAUACAUUAGUGCCAUGAAGCAACUCUAAAUUUUUUAGAAGUGCGAAAAUUGCCUUCCUGGCUGCGUUUGCCGUGGCGGAUUCCUGAGAAACGACUUGAGGCAUUGCGUUUUGCCGGAGGAGUGUCCUAAGGCAAGGAAAGAAACUUUCAAGUGUACCUGAAUAUUUUUAUGAAUUUUUCAAAGUCGGAAUGGUGGAUAAUGGUCGCCAAAAAGGAGAGGCUCAAAAAAGGCCGCAAAAAGAGUCCCUUUAUCGAUCCUUCCAUUUUUUCUGGAAUCUUAAAGACUCAAGAAAUGGAGAAAAAGGAAGAGGAAGCAAAAAGGGUGCAUAAGAGCCGAUGAAAUUGCCCAAAAAGGCAGCAAAAUGAAACCCUUUCCGACUUUGCCUAUGUUGGUCAUCCAUAUUAUUUCCGAAUUUUUCAACUUUGAUGACCUUUUUUGAGGAAUCGAACCCGCUGGAACGCGUGGUGAUGAUCCCGCAGAAGCUCUACCAGGCCGUACCCAUCAAAUUGGGAGCGGACAUCGAGCCGAAAAAAGAGGAACCGAUGGAACCAUCGCCGCCGAGUACUCGACCUCGAGCAAUGAUGUCAGAACCAGCAGCACCUUCAGGGCCAUCAGUGUCGGAACCAGCUCCGACACUCGUUUUCUUGCGAAACGGUGGGUUGAAAGAGUUUCUUUUCAAACUUUUAUUCAGGAAAAGAGUGGCUUUUUUUUGAGUUUUGCAUCACUUAGGGUCUCCAGAGUGGUCCCUCUAGAAACCCCUAUAGGAGCCACUAAAGCUCACAAAAGCGGUCCACAUAGAGGUUUUAAUUGUUGACUCGUUUUUAGAUGAAACUGAAAGACUUCUAUAGGGACCACUUGAGCUUUAGGGGGUAAGGGAUCAGGCGCCAAAACCCUUUAGGGAGCACUAUUUCGGCCCUCAACCCCUAUAAAGGCCACUAAAGCUCACAAAAUCCAUAUAGGGGUUUUAAUUAUUGACACGUUUUUUGAUGAAAUUAAAAGAUUUCUAUAGGGACCACUUGAGCUUCAGAGACUAAGUGGUCAGGCUCUAAACCCCUAAAGGGACCACCUCCCAGUUACCCUUGUAUGGGCACUUUUUCAGCCCUUAAUCCCUAUAGGGACCACUCUGGAAUUCCUGAGUACCUUUCUUUUGCAGCUCCCAGUACACCUCCUUAUAAAAAUCUUCUUUAGGACCGACCCCACCGCCAGGACCGCCCAUGAUCAACGCCGCCGACCUUUUCGACAUGGUCGGGGCUCCUUCGGCGACACCGCCACCCGAGUUUCACUACGGACCUCCUGGAAUGAACGCCGAACGAUAUCAACAACUUGACAGUUUCUUGAAACGACGACGUCUUCUGAAGGCGUUGCGUCAGAGGAGAAUGAGGCUGCGUAGUCGACAGUGA
Messenger RNA from Caenorhabditis auriculariae, 2356 nucleotides. The record is from the annotation of a GenBank genome assembly. NCBI's taxonomy places the organism in Eukaryota, Metazoa, Nematoda, Chromadorea, Rhabditida, Rhabditidae.